Molecule: messenger RNA, 390 nt
Organism: Gongylonema pulchrum
Lineage: Eukaryota; Metazoa; Nematoda; Chromadorea; Rhabditida; Gongylonematidae
Source: the annotation of a GenBank genome assembly
AUGCUCAUUCGCUAUCUUGUUGAGAACACUGCAAACGUGCAGACAUAUGCGUUAGCGCAUCAUCGCUUGGAAUUGUUACGUGGUGCUGCACCGGUUGCAGAAAGCCCCGGUGCCACGUUCUGUGAGAACGCAGUGGAUGGCUGGGCACACCUGGACUCCCAGUGGAUGGACAAGACUUCAAUGAAGGCACAAACACAGUUGGAUGUACUUAUCGCAGAAUUUAACAGACAGAAAGAAGAAGGCGUCAAGGAGUCUACGCGUCGUGCAUUCAACGACGUUUUUGAGCAACACAUCGCAAUGGGACAGUUACAGGAAGCAGCUAAGCUUUACAGUCAUGGAAUACGCGAGUACUGCACCUCACCAAAACAUGUCAUCCAGGUUGCGCAGUAG